Messenger RNA from Diuraphis noxia (Russian wheat aphid), 1595 nucleotides. RefSeq lists its product as uncharacterized. Lineage: Eukaryota; Metazoa; Arthropoda; Insecta; Hemiptera; Aphididae. The record is from RefSeq and is a predicted model, not a curated record.
CUUCCUCAGCGGUUCUUUGCGGCUAUAUUCGAAAAUUCGACGCUGGCGAUGGCCAUAAUAUUGAUAUGUAAGAUUUCUACCUAAUGUCCUAAUGUACUAAUACCCAURCAGUUUGCAUCUCUGAACACCCUAUAGUCAUUGGAAUUAAUGGAAUUGUAAUCGAGUAGUUACAAAAAAAAAAAAUGUCAGAAUUUGAGUACACCUGCUCAAGUAAUGAAGACAGCAGUGAAGAAGAAGAGUUGGUUUUCCCAAUAAUUACAUCUAAACAUAAGAUAUAUGCUAACAAUGCUAUUAAAGUUUCGAGAGAACUGCGCACCUACUAUUCAAAUCUAUUCAUUGAUUCUUUUAACUUAAUUGACUUGUUUAUUAAAAGUAAAACAUUAACAUACUGUUCGUUUUUAGAAUGUUUUAAUUCUACAAAGUUCCAUGAAAUUUAUGCUAAGUACAAUAGGGAAAAGAAAUUCACAUAUGUAGCCCCACAUCAUUACAUCACAACCACACAAGACUCUCUUGCAGUGGCAACUAAGUUUUUGAGAUCUAAAUCCAGAGAAGCACGAAUAGGUGCCGUUUAUUUAUUGUACACCAUCUACAGGACUCAACCGUUUAUACACUAUAUGAUCGAUAUAAAAAUGGUGCGCAAAGACUACUUAAAUACUAAAGAAUUGGUCGACAGUUGUCUUAAUGAAGGUUUACGAGACCCAGCCUACUGUUUUUACCAACUAGAUAUCAAAAGAAAAAUAACAAUUACAGCUACAGCCAUCAACCCUUGCUUAGAAGCUAAUUAUCCAAGAGCUGAGGUCCGCAAAUUUAUGGGCCGCGUCGCUGAUAAGUGUUUCAAAGUUCAAUACGAAGAGCGUAAGAACUUUGAUCCUUCUAAUAGAUUACAAUUGAUGGAGUAUCAGAUGCGUCACGAAUUAGCAUACAUAAACAAGUUGAGUAGUUUAUCUUUAGGUCGUGAAGUUACUUCAGAAUAUAAGCCAGAACUUUCUAAAGUGAUAGAAGAGAUAAACGCUGCUAAAACUGUUAAUACAGUGGAUCAAAAAAACAAUGACAUUGAAUGUCAGAAAAAACCCCGGUAUAAAAAUACUAAUGUUAGAGCGUUCCCAGGAAGAAAUGAAGAGGUUCUAGAGGAUAUGGUUGAAUUGUCAGAACCACCAAUCCUUGACAAACAAGUUAAUAAUUGUCAUCCAAAAAAAAAAUUAAAGUUAUCCAGAAGGAAAAUAAAAAAGCAUAUCACAAAAGAAGAACCUCAGGAUACUAUAUCAUCAUUGCCGAGAUUGAGCACUAUCCUAGAAUCGGAUUCAUCCUGUCACAGUGUAAAUAGUGACGAUGAUGAUUAUUAUGGAAACACUUAUGGAGAAAUGAUUUGGCGUAUUCUGGAAGGACAAGAAAUCAAUGAAGUUAUUGAUCAUUCAACUACCAACAAAGAGGAAGACGAAAACACAAAAUGUGAAUAAUUAUUUAUUUUAAAUUAUGACUUAAGUGUAUAUUGAAACCAUUUAGGUAUUUAAUUAAGUAUUAUUUUGACUAAAUGAUGUGUGUACGUAGGUAAACAUAGUUAUAGAUAAAUGAAAAUAAAACUGUGAUGUAUGUUA